AUGUUCGCACUGAAAACCGUCCUCUUUGUGCAGAAUGAGUCAAGGCCUGGCGUCGAGAAUGUGGAGAAGAUUGUUGCGGUUGAGGGAUUGGAUGGAAUCCUUAUUGGACCCUUGGACCUCUCAAAGCAAAUGGGCGUUGAACGAGGUGGAGAAGAGGACGAAGCUGCGAUCCAGCGUGUCUUAACGGCUGCUAAUUUUAUGGCCCUCAUCGUUGGCUCGGCCUUCUACGGAUCACCCGAUACAACCGCAGGGUUCGCUUCAAAAGGCGGAUUGCUGUUCUUUGCAGGGCUACUCAACACUUUCACCGCGAUGAGCAAGAUUAACAACCUCUAUUCUCAAAGUCUCAUUGUCGUGAAGCAGGCAUCCUACACUUUUUAUCAUCCCUCAACAGAAGCCAUUGCUGGAGUAAUCGGCGAUAUUCUUGUAAAAUUCGUUGUCGCGGUGGUCUUUAACACCAUCAUGUAUUUCAUGGGGUAUCUCCGUAGGGAGGCGUCACAGUUUUUCAUCUACUUCCUCAUCACAUUUGUGAUCAUGAUCGUGAUGAGCGCCGUCUUCAGGACAAUGGCAGCAGUCACGAAGACUAUAUCUCAGGCUAUAGGACUAGCUGAAGUCCUCAUCGUCGCCCUCAUCGUCGGAUGCGGAUCUGGUAUCGGAGGGUGGGUUGAAGCUGUUUGA
Molecule: messenger RNA, 675 nt
Organism: Aspergillus thermomutatus
Lineage: Eukaryota; Fungi; Ascomycota; Eurotiomycetes; Eurotiales; Aspergillaceae
Exons: 4
Coding region: 1-675 (224 amino acids)
Cellular component (GO): membrane
Molecular function (GO): ABC-type transporter activity; catalytic activity
Source: RefSeq, a predicted model, not a curated record